Spirometra erinaceieuropaei is the source of this 7536-nucleotide messenger RNA. The record is from the annotation of a GenBank genome assembly. NCBI's taxonomy places the organism in Eukaryota, Metazoa, Platyhelminthes, Cestoda, Diphyllobothriidea, Diphyllobothriidae.
AUGCAACCUGCCCGAGUCAAACCGGUUGACGCUUUCGACAGGCGACCUCUCGAUAAGGGGCUCAUGCCUCCGAAUGUGGCUACGGAGCACCCCGACCUCUCACACCUUACGCCUGAGGAAAGGCGCAUUAUUGAGGACGUUAUGAGCAGACAACGGCAGGAGGAGCUGCAGAAUGAACAAACCGUUAAGUGAGUCAUGACGCUAAGUUAAUGAUUUUUUAAAAUAUUUUUUGGAUUCAUACCGAUCCUUGAAUUGGUAUCGUGGCCUUAUUUUUUAAAUGCUUCAGACAUGCAGCAAUUUACAUUAUGUGUAAUAGCCAGUUCUGAUUUCUAUCCUUGACGCCAGUUAAUGUUUUUUUUAAAAAAAACGCAUGAAGCACUUUCGACUGAAAGGCAAUUCCUUAUUUGCUAUUUUCGGAUAUGAAUCUAAGCCCUUGUUUGCGGAUUUGUUUUCGUUUCAGAUCAUCCGCCAACCACAUCAUUCUACCUCCCAUUUCUAGUCAGUUUUGUUUGUUUGCGAAAUCAUUUUUUAUUUCUGUUUUGAUAGACUUGAUUUCAAGUCCCAAACAUUUUGCCUGUUCCUCAUAUAAAUUUGGGGCAGAAACUAGAGCCCAAAUUUUCUCUCGAAUGUCAGUGUGCCAGCGUACUACGUCUGGAUGCGUAAGGUAUUAAAACUUUCGGGCGAUACAAAGUACAGCAUUUGUAAAAUUCUUUCCUUACACAACUGGCAAUUGACAAAAUUCUUAUCUUUGAGGACUGCUGCAGUUAAUCGACUUUAAGGGCCCAGGUCCUCACGCAAACGUGGAAAGGUGAAGGUUCAUCUGUUGAAAACUUAAUAUAGACAAUGUUUUUCUAGAGAUAUUACCGGCGUUUUGGUAUCAGAAGUGUCAGAGCAACUAGGGAAUAUUUACUCAAAAAUGCAUUUUUCGGUCUUAUGAUGUGCUAUAUAAGUUGUCGUUUGCUGGAGGAAAAACUAAUGUAUAUUGUCGAAGACUGCCUGACUGAAGCUUCACUAUGAACAUAAUAAACUUUACUAAUUUAUGAGCCAAACGAUAGCUCCGUAGAAGAAUAAUGUCCACUGGCAACACCGACGCAAAAAGCAAACCAGAAAACGUUUUUGUUGUGUUUGCAUACUGAAGACCUGCGGUUAGUCCUUUCCCUAAGAAAAACAGUACGCACAGGCAUGCCUCUCACAAACGAGGCUUACCAAUAAUGUAGGUGAAACAUAAGCGUCUUUGACAGAUCUUUAGGUACCGGGGUGUUUCUAUCCGAAUCCGCAUAUAGGGCAUACAAUACGUUUUCUGGGUCAUCCUCCAUUUUUGAUCAUUCUUUUGGGACGGAUAAGUUGUUAAGUCUUGUUUACAAAAAUAGCAUUUUGCAAAACGUUUAUAAAAAGGUUUCUCGUCUACCUGCAGCCAUAUGAACAGCUGCCACACUUCAUAUGCACUUGAGUCUAACGGAGUUCACGUUGUCGCACAAAGCCAGCAAUAUAAAAAGUACUUUCAUGUCAUAUGCAUCUAUCUAUACUCCUUACCAAGUUGCGUAAGGGAACUUUUUAUGGUAGAAUUUUCUUUGGUAGCCCGACCUGAAGUAAACAAACGGGGAACGCACAGACGACGAAGCCAAGUAGUUAUAUGCAGAAUAAAAGCUAGUGGGAAUUCGCGGUUGUACUUUUAAUGUUGGGAAAUAGUUGUGAUAACCCCUAACCCUAAACCAUGACCCCUAACCCUAACUUCCAACCUUAAAACCUAACCAUAACCCUUAACCCUAAUCCCAACAGUAUUGUGUCCAUGAGGUGGGGUUAUCAAACCACAUCUUACUUUCAAAGCUACAUGUUAUCCCUCAUUUUCAAAGGUAACGUAGCCAUUCAAUAUUUUCUAAUUCAUAACAGUGCCCUGAGCGUCCGCCUUUCGAUCAAAAUGUAAAGCGUUUUUACUGGAAAACGGACAUUCCAAAAGUUUGACGACGAGCUGGAGAACCAGUCUUAAACAUUUACGCAUUAAAGUAUAUUUUAUUCCCAAACAAUCCUACAUAUUUUCAAUAUAGCGUUUUGUAUUGUUAAGAGCAGGAGUCGUUGUUUUCGGUUUUAUGUUACUCCGGUUGGUCGAGGCUGUGUCUAUUUAUCAAGCAGAUAACAGACAGAGAAAACAUUAGUAAUUCCGUCACUCAAACAUGCCUGAUCAAGAGCCUUCGGAGAAGGGUACUAUCGAAUGUCACGUUAGUCAAUUAAAGUGCUCUCUAGGCUUUAAAUUGAUCGAAACCAUUGAAACGGAUCUGCCAGAACUUCCUUUAGUUCAGAUAUUGUCUUUUGGUGCGCACAUUUUUAUAUUACGUUUUUUUUAUUAAAAGCUUUGGUUUCUCUAAGUCAAGUGAGCUCUAGGGGUUCUAUGCAAGAAGUCAAGGUCGGGUGCACGGUCAUGUGAGUUGCCCAAUGAAAAAAAAUCAAUCAACGCAGAACUUUUUAAACUUGGUCUCUGUUCGAGCUGCCCGUAAUUAUUUUUAUUCCGGAGGUUUGCUGUUUUGUCAAUAUAACAAUUUUACCUGUAAAUUACAUCACGCUUAAUCGAAAUGAUUAUUAUUGCCUUUUAUGCAUUAAUGUCACCUGAAAUCUAAGUCCUCUUAAAUCCUGUGUGUGUACUCGCGCCUUAUUUCUGAAGGGUUUUGUUAGACUCACCAGGUAUCUAAAGCAGAAGUGAUGCAACCGGCCUAUUAUGUAACAACUAUGUAGUUAAUCUGGGUUCUGCCACUGACGAUCGGGAGCUGGAACCCCGGCCAGCCUCAAAAUUUAAAUUAAUCUAUGUUUGGAUUUAUGGUUUUUACGGCUACCUCAGGCGCCGUCCGGUGGCCGUCAUGCGAUUGGAGUCGGAGUGAAGUCAGGAUUUUGUUACGUCUUGAACCUUUUUGCAAUCUCACAUGUCUUCCGCACUUCUGUUCACAUCAAAGGCGGUCCAGUCAUUUAAAAUUUCCCACUUCCAAGCGGUGCUCUCUGUCCCUUGCGACACUGGAAUUUACGGCUGGGGUUGCACCAUUUGGGAGCAACUCAGAUAUCCACGCUGAUGGAAAAGGUUUAAGUUCGCAAGCCUAAAUAAUUUGCAAAAGUGGUCAAGAAACUUAUCAAAUUGGUGGGGCUUCGAUUUAUCCGACUAUCAUCAUGGACUAGCAAAGUUUUAUAUGCAUUUCUUUUGAAUGAUACUGUCCUCUCAAAGAAGGUCAGGCCUUAUUUCAAUCCUCAUAUGUUAUUCUCCUUCGCGCCCUCGGGUCCUGAAUAAAUUUUGACUUGUGUAGCGAUUCUGGCACAUUAGUUUUUUUCAAUCUGAUCCGACUGUCACGUUUAAGAUUUCGUCAGCCGAUCUAACCUAAUUUUAUGAAUAGUACGAUUUCCGAUUUCUGUUGAAAAUUUCUAGCAUUAUGUUUAGUUCUUCGUUCUAAACUGAUGAUCUGCUUGUGGAAAGCCAUUCAUGUCACUUGUGCUGUGUAAGGAGAGAUUCAGAGGUUCCAAUUUUAUGGUUCUUAAAGUUAGUUGACGCUGGUUUUCAACCCUUAUGGUCAGACGAUAUUGGCGAACAGUGUGCUUAAAUGACUUGUCCGCCGAUUUUAGGGGGUUUUGGUUUUUCGCGAGUUAAUUCGGUGCAAAUGAGUUCCAACAACUUCUAUUGAAUUGCAAUGGCACAAUUUGCAAGAGUGCAGUAAUGCUAGUACCUGUGGUAUUUAGCAUGGUGUUUAAACAUUGAUAAUGUUUCUUUCUCUUCCCCUGAUGGGAGCAUAUGAGUCCCAAAAUGUCCUCAGGGCGGAAUAUCCCCUUUUGAGUCAGGCGGAAAGAUGAAUAGUCCUGCCAGAUCAACCGUUAAAUCAGGUUUGACGUGUCUGUUACUCAUAGACAGAAAAUGCUGAUUUUUGUCGACCAAAUAAAACCAUGGGGUAGGUCUGCGGUAAUCUAAAUUAACAUGAGUGGUAUACGUCAUUCUAACAUUUUUGGCGGUAAUUGAGCCUAACUAAAUGCCUCCUUCAAUUAUUUGACAGCACCUCAUUUUAUUCGUUUAAAUCAACGGAUAUAAAACCAUCUAACAAUUAUAAUUGCUAGUUGAUAUUUUUAAACAUGACACUUAUUGAUAUUGACCCAACUGUGAAAACCUCGGCGCCUCGCUGGGGUUCGAACCCACGCAGUAAGGGGAAGGCUUUAGCGCAGCCAACGCUCUAACCACCUGAGCUACGAGGCCCCGCCGGACGACGUGAGUUGAAUCACAUUUGGGUCAAGUUAUCCGCCUAAUAUGAAUUAUUCAAAAUUCACCAAAACAUCAAUGAAUUACGCGAGCCUGGUAGUCAUCUGGCGGAUUCUAGGUGAAUUACUUAGGAAAUCCUGCUUGGGCAGUCAACUUACUGUAUCAGCUUUGGUGGAUUCCAGACGUUGCAGUAGGUUGGGCGGGUAACUUAACCCAAAUGUGAUUAAACUCACGUCGUCCGGCGGGGCCCCGUAGCUUAGGUGGUUAGAGCGUUGGCUGCGCUAAAGCCUUCCCCUUACUGCGUGGGUUCGAAUCCCACCGAGGCGCCGAGUGUUUCACAGUUGGGUCAAUAUAAAUUAUUCAAAAUCUGCCAAAACAUAAAUGAAUGACACUUAUUUUGGCUGAAAAGUCACAGCAUUAACACCGUGGCAAUUUUGGCUGUCAUUUAGGACAUUCUUACAUUAACCUGUUUUCACCUGUUUUUAAACUUGGGUCAUCAUAAAAGUGGUUAGGGGCAUUCUCGGCAUUCUGAUCAGCCUUUUAUUUGACUUGCUAAUAAUUAGGUACACCGGUAUUAUGUUCGGCCUGGUGUUUAGUCUUCAAGCAUUGAUUUUCUGUUCUAAUCGCGCGAAGUCGGAAUCCUCACAACCCAUCAAUUGUAAUACUUAAAAAUGUAUAGAUGUGUGUAUAGUUUUCCAGCAGCCUGGGCACCUUUUGAUGAGGAUAGGAAGGCAGACGAUGCUAUACGGUCGCGCUCACACGGGAGGGUGCAUUCUCCUUUAGCUGCCUUCAACCUACCGUCAUGUCAUACAGUAGGUGGGCUUACUCAUGAAAUGUCAACCGAAAUUCCGAAGUGUGUUUUCGUUUCGGAAGGAAUAAUUAAGCAGGUUUGUAAAACAAGUCAGCCUACAAUAUGAUUCUAUAAUAAUUCGGCUACCUUAGGAUACUGGCUUUUAAACGAACUUCGUACCAGCUGCAUACAAAAUGCAAACUGAGUAAAAAAUGACUACAUAUAUGGCAUGCAUUUUUCUUAUUGAUUUUCGAUACCUCCAAAAGUCCGAUUAUACUUCAAGGAAAACAUGCACGACGAUAUUUAUUCUUUCGCUCAUUCAGUAGAAAAUGACGUUCUCUUCCAGUUAUAUACUCGAAGAAAGGGAAUUAUUCGGUUUUCAAAAACGUUUCUAAUUCCCGAAUAAUUUUGAACCCGCUCUGCACCACACAUGAAUUCAGGGUUUCCACACUACAAGCUAUGUAUUUUCCGCAUACGGAAAACCAUAUAUUUCUUUGCGAUAUUGAGAGGAUACUAUAUAGGGUUCAUAAAAUUUAACAUUGGAUUUGAUCCAUAUUGUUAACUUUACAAGCCACAUUGGUAAAUGCAGAGACAUGACGUUUUAUGAAUGGCCAUCAUGUUAUAUAAGUCUCCCAAUCAGAAACUUUUUAAAACCGAAGUAUGUCCCUCCUUCAAGUAUAAAAUUGAAAGAAGGUGUAAUUUUCUACCGAGUGAACAAAAGAGUAAAUAUCUUUGUGCAUGUUUUCCGUGAAGUAUGAUCGGACUUUUAGAGGCAUCGAAAAUCAAUUAGAAAAAUGCGUGCCACAUAUGUAGUCAUUUUUUACAAAGUAUAGUUUUUAUCUGCAGCCGAACUGAAGUUUUUUCGAAUGCCGGCGCUCUGGGGUAACUGAAUUAUUACAAAAUUAUGCUGCAAAAUGAUUGGUUUUAUAACCCUACUUAAAUAAUCUUUUCGAAACGAAAACGCAUUUCGGAAUUUCGGUCGACCUUUCAUGAGUUAGACCACCUACUGUACAUUUAGAGAAUAACUGUAGAAACUGUGGUAUCAGAAAGCCAGAAAACGUGUUGCACUGCUUCCAUUUUAUGCCUUUCGAGUUUGCUAACGAGCAACUUCCAGAUUUGUGAGCAAUUAAGUGCCUUCAGCUUAAUGUAAGUUCAUAUUAUCGAGUAUUUGCACGUUGUUCUUCUCAAAGAGCGUCGCAGAAAAACGGGCAGGUAACAGCCAAAGUUUGUUGUUUGUUUUAGUGAACUCAAAGCAGGUCCCACUGUGUCAGAGCCAAGAGCGUGAAACCUACUGAUAGAAGUGAACAGGCGAGUUCCAGGUAGCAGUUCAGAAGACGAAGAUGCGAUCACUGGAACAAAAAAUUUACUGGCCUGACGUUUCGAAUUCUUACUCGAAUCCAUCCUUCAUCUGCGAAUUUCUCUGAUGAUGGAUUCGAGUGAGUAUCCGAAACGUCAGGCCAAUAAGUGUCUUCUUCCAGUGAUCGCAUCUUUGCCUCCUGAGUUUGAAGCCUGUCAUGAGGUCAUUGUUGGAUUAAGCCAGCGAUGCCUAACAUUCUCCCAAGUUUAGGACCAGGUUAGGCCUUCAGGUAGCAACCUUCUAAUAGGCGAUACCUAGUAUGCCAAGUCUAUCUGGCGUAGUUUAGAGAGAAUAGUGAGUACAGGCCUGAACGCAUUCACUUGUCCCUCCUCAGUCGCCUGCAACCGUCAAGUUCGAAGCAGAAUGACCGAUGAUGAGAUCAGACUUGGUAGCGGCCGUGACAUAGGUCUUCGUCUACUGCGUUGCGUACCUCUUUUUGAGCCUUAUAAAAAUCUAAUGCAUCAACACAUUUAGUGUGACAGUAGAAUUAUUUCAUUAACAUUUCGGGAAUGAUGAGCAAACUUAAUAGACUCUAAAGGUCUUUUUACAUCAACCUGUACGUUUAUCCGCUUAACUUGUUUUGGCAAUUUUGCCAGAGUGCUUAAACUAGUUUAGCAUAGGGUAAUCUGGUCAGAUGAUAGCCUGAUGGCUAAGGGACUCUCUUUUUGUUAGUUCUGCCGUGAUACGGACUCUGGUUCUGCCGUCACUAUAAAUACUAAACUGUCGUUGACAAAAUAUUGAAUACGCUGUCCAAAUAAUAAAGAGAAUUGAAUUUUCAAAAGCAGUUCAUUUGCUGAUAAACUACAAUCAUAUUGACCAGAGUACAGAUUUUCGUUUGGAAAAGGCUUUCGGUACUUGUGGACAUUCAGUUGUCUGCUGGGCUGAAUAAACGGGAGAAAGGACAGGACCUGGUCGGCAUCCUUUGGAAACUUCAAGCACUUUUUUAUUACCAUCUAUUUUCGAGUAUUUGGCAACUUUCAGUCGAAGGAGACUUCUACUAGGUUGCACAAUAAACAGGAAAUGGACCUCUGUAUCACUCAAAAGAGCUAAACGGGCAAUAGGACUUUCGCUAUUUGAUUAACCCCGUGUUAUUAGAUUCCCAGUCGCUUGUUCUUUCUAGAUGAUCUGAAACAAACGGAAACGGGUGGCUAUUCAAACGCUCACCGAUAA